Molecule: messenger RNA, 612 nt
Organism: Odobenus rosmarus divergens (Pacific walrus)
Lineage: Eukaryota; Metazoa; Chordata; Mammalia; Carnivora; Odobenidae
Product: 60S ribosomal protein L32-like
Exons: 4
Coding region: 1-612 (203 amino acids)
Biological process (GO): translation
Cellular component (GO): cytosolic large ribosomal subunit; ribosome
Molecular function (GO): structural constituent of ribosome
Source: RefSeq, a predicted model, not a curated record
AUGUUCAAUCAGGGCUUUGGAGGCAGUGAGAUAGCAGGAAAUGCAGAUUCAAAUGCUCUUUGUGGCUUUAAGGUUUACCAUGGGAAUGGGACCUUUAAGGAUGUUGUGAUACUUGAAGACUAUAAGGGCCUAGGGAGAAGGGCCAUGUUUAUUCAUCUCCCUAACCUACUGCCUACACCUUUGCUUGACCACAGGAGGUGCCAGACAUGCUACCUGAAUAAAAGUUACAAUGAUGUACAGGACGAUGAAGUCUUUUGGUUAGAACUGAACAAAACAAUAUAUGGAUAUGUCAAAAUUAAGCACCCCUGGGUGGAACCCAGAGGCAUUGACAGUAGGGUGCACAGAAAAUUCAAGACCCAGAUCUCAAUGCCCAACAUUGGUUACGGGAGCAACAAGAAAACAAAGCACACGCUGCCCAGUAGCUUCCAGAAGUUCCUAGUCCACAACGUCAAGGAACUUGAAGUGCUGCUGAUGUGCAGCAAACCUUACUGUACGGAGAUUGCUUAUAAUGGCUCCUCCGAGAACCGCAAAGCCAUUGUGGAACGAGCAGCCCAGCUGGCCGUCAGAAUCAUCAAACCCAAUGCCAGGCUGCGCAGCGAAGAAAAUGAAUAG